AUGGCUUACUCUUCGGAGGUGCAGAGAACGUUAUGCGCAUUAAUAAAGCCAUACCAUGUUUUUAUCAGUCAUCGUGGACCGGAUACAAAAGACAUCCUGGCGAGUGUCAUUUAUCAUUAUUUCUCUCGGAGUGGACUGAAUGUGUUUUUCGAUAGAGAGGAAUUUGAUGCCGGACAAGUCAUACCCUCUACUAUACCUGAAGCAAUCUCCUCUUCCUCAGUUCAUAUAGCCAUUUUGUCCCCCAAAUAUGCCGAGUCGCAUUGGUGCUUGGAGGAACUCCGUUUAAUGCAUCACAGUGGUGCUACGAUUUUUCCUGUGUUUUAUGGAGUUCGUCCUGGAGUUCUUCUUCAGCUCCGAAAUAAUACAGGAAUAUAUGCAGACGCGUUCAGAGAACUCGAGGAAAAGAUGGAUGGUAAGAAAAAGAGACAUGAAUCUGACACAAUUGAAGAAUGGAAGGAGGCACUGUACAAAGUGAGCAAUAUUUCUGGGUUUUUGGAUUCAGAUCACUUCAAGGGGGACCUGGGAAAGCUUGUGGAUACCUUAUACUCUAAGGUUAUGCAACAUGUCAGGAAGGUAUGGAAAAAGAGUGUUGAUGGCUUGCACGGGCUAGAGAACGCCAUUGAUGAGCUCGACAACUGUCUGGAGAUUAACAGGGAGCAAAGUGAGAAGGUUAAGAUUGUGGGAAUUGUUGGAAUUCCAGGCUGCGGAAAGACGACAUUGGCGGAAGAGUUCUAUUAUCGCCACCGAAGUUCCUUCGAUAGAUCAAGCUUACUUCUCGGAGUCAGAGAAGCUUCGAACCGAAAUGGAUUGCCAACAUUGCAGAGUCAGCUAUUGAGGGACCUAGCGAAUGAUUGUUUGGCAAUCAGCAAUGUAAGCGAAGGCAAAGAUAUACUUGCAGAUCGGGUAAGACGCCUCUGUCGUACAAAAUCCUUGAAGUUUCUUAUUGUUAUUGACGACAUUGAUUAUCAUCAUCAACUGGAAGCUCUUCUUAGGGAGGAGGACGUUUUGGGAUCUGGUAGUUUGGUAAUAGUAACAUCCCGUAGUAAGGGGGUUCUGAAACUCUCAGGAAUCUCCUUAUUUUACGAAACCAAACCCCUUCGUUGGUACGAUGCUCAAAAGCUCCUGUGUAGAAGCGCCUUUCACGAAUCACAACAGAUUAAUGGUUUCGAGAAUUUGAUUCAAACCGCUCUGAGCAAGUGUGGAUGCUUUCCCAAAUUUCUAAAGAGUUUAGGCGAAAAUCUCCAACUCUAUGGGAAUAAUGAACAACAAGACUGGGAGGAUGAGCUGAAGACAUUGAUACCUGAGAUAUUCAAAGCUAUCUGCGGUUGUCUAGAGGAAGAGGAGAAACAGAUAUUUCUGGAUAUUGCUUGCUUUUUCCGGAAAAUGGACAAGAAUUCAGCAAUCCGUGUGUGGGCUGGAUCAGGAUGGAGAGGCGCACGAGCUCUACAAAAGCUGCAGUACAUGAGCCUCGUUCAUGUUGACGCUGUUACUAAUCGCAUAUCAAUACCAGAUUAUCUUCGUGAUUUGGGACGAGAAAUAGCAGAUCGGCAGCUUCACAACUCUCCAGAUCUUCCGUAUCGUUUAUGGUGUCCAAAUGCUGCUAGAAGCUUUCUCAAAGAACCACUGCUGCAGGCAGCUGCAAAAAUAAGGGGAACCAGAGAGGCGAGCCACAAGAAUCUGUCCAGAAGGACAACCGAGGAAUUAUUCAAAAUAGAGCUUCUUGAUGUAAGAGGCGAUAUUCACUACGCUACUUUCAGCGAUCGUUUAAAAAACCUGCUAUGGCUUCGCUGGAAAAAUUGUGCCGAAACGCCCAUCCUACCACCAGGAAUGCACAACUUGCGGGUCUUGGAAUUGAUCAAAGGAAAUCUCCAAACACUGGAUCUUUCUUUUAAGCAUCCGGUAGAGUUGAGAGAGAUAAGUGUUAUAGAAUGCACAAGACGAAAACAAAUUUCUCCAACAAUAGGAUUGCUAAAUCAUUUGGAUAAAAUGACUUUGCAUGGCACUGUUAGUCUGGAAUCUCUCCCACCAGAAUUUUGCAAACUGCAAGCUUUGAAACACUUGGUUCUUAGACAAAGCGAAUGCCUGAAAACCUUGCCAGCCAACUUUGGGGAUUUGACAAAUUUGGAACACAUAGAGUUCUCUUAUUGUCAACAGCUGUCUUCACUGCCUCAGUCCUUCCGUAACUUGACACGACUGAAAACUCUCGACCUGAGAGAUUGUUGGAGCCUGAUAAUUCAAGCAGAUAUAUUUGACCGAAUUAGGAGUAUUGAGGAGCUGACAAUGGAAAACUGUAAGGAGUUGAAGAUGUUGCCAACACAAACGACAUUGCAAGGGUCAUUGAGGAAGCUUAAUUUGUUCGGUACCAGUUUAAAGAAUUGCCAGCUGAUAUCGAUAGACUGA
Molecule: messenger RNA, 2400 nt
Organism: Cryptomeria japonica (Japanese cedar)
Lineage: Eukaryota; Viridiplantae; Streptophyta; Pinopsida; Cupressales; Cupressaceae
Product: disease resistance protein RUN1-like
Exons: 4
Coding region: 1-2400 (799 amino acids)
Biological process (GO): defense response; signal transduction
Molecular function (GO): ADP binding; ATP hydrolysis activity
Source: RefSeq, a predicted model, not a curated record